Molecule: messenger RNA, 1176 nt
Organism: Cephus cinctus (wheat stem sawfly)
Lineage: Eukaryota; Metazoa; Arthropoda; Insecta; Hymenoptera; Cephidae
Exons: 1
Source: RefSeq, a predicted model, not a curated record
UAACAGUGAGUGCUAUUAGUGGAAAGGACUCUUCUGAGAAUUUGUGCUUUUGGGUAUGUGGAUUUUUGUUAAUUUUUGAGAUAAUUUUUGGCUCAGUGUAUUUUUGCGCGGAAAGUAUAUCGCGAUUGUCAGUGUGUUGACAGUGAAAUUCAAAGUGCCAAUAGAUUUUUAAAAAAUUGGUGUCUAGAAAUUUUUGGAGAAAUUUUCCAAACAAAAUUUUACGGUAAGAUGCAAACGAAUGAUCCGACGGGUCACGUAAUCAUGGAAGAUCUGUCAGAUAGGAGUGAAAACAGUCAUUCGGAAUUUAAGGUGAAUGGUUUCCAGGAUUAUAACAGAAUUAAGGAACUGAAUUUAUCUCUGGAGAAAAUCAAAGACGAGCCAAUUAUCGAAUCGAAGGAUUUUCAUUUUCCGCUUGAUGCUUGCAGACAGCGAAGUAUGGUGUUUGAUGGAUUCUCUGGGGAGAGAAAUAGAGAUCAUUCUGUAUCGUUAGAGAAAUCCAAGGACUUUACGUUACCUAUAACAAAAUCAAAGGAUCCAGCAAAUUAUCCUAUGGACCGAUCGAGCGAUGCUGACUCAUUUUUGGAAUCUCUCUGCAAGGCAAAGGAUUCCACUGCAGCUGGUAUCCUGUUCAAUUUCACGCGAGACGGUCGUCAAAAAUCCCUUCAGACGUCCCUGGACAGGAGCAAGGGUCCAGGAAUCACGACAGAUAGAGAGAUCAAAGGUUUUGGGAUGCUGAAGAAUAAUUUAUCUAUAGAUCGAAUAAACGAGUUCAAUAUGUAUUUAGAUCGAAUGCGAGAUUCUCAUAUUGGAAAUAUUGCCCUGGACCGAAUUCCUCCAAAUGCAUUGCUCGAUGCUCCUUCCAUGCUGGAAUCGAACUACUUCCGGAAUUUUCAAAUGCAACCAAGAAGUCCUGAUCUCGAGACCAUCACUCUGGAGGGCAUGAGAAGAUCACAUUUAUCCAAGACUGAAAGAUCUCCACAGAAUUUGGCUACGCAACUUCCACACUCUAUCACGCACAUGCAACACUCGCAGCAGCAGCAACAACAGCAACAACCCAAAUCCUUUACUAUUGACUAUAUUCUUGGACACAAAAAUAAUCCGCGUGAGAAACAUCAGCGAGGUCAGCAACAACAAUUUCGCAAACAUCAAGGUACAGUAUUUACGUUUAUGCCAAAG